Molecule: messenger RNA, 3213 nt
Organism: Helicoverpa zea (corn earworm)
Lineage: Eukaryota; Metazoa; Arthropoda; Insecta; Lepidoptera; Noctuidae
Product: angiotensin-converting enzyme-like
Exons: 10
Coding region: 181-2379 (732 amino acids)
Biological process (GO): proteolysis
Cellular component (GO): plasma membrane
Molecular function (GO): metallopeptidase activity; peptidyl-dipeptidase activity
Source: RefSeq, a predicted model, not a curated record
AGUCGCGUUUGGGAUCGCUCGCAGUAACGUCUAAAUCCCCACAAAUUGUAUCGUUUCAAUUUAUUUAGUUCUUUAGUUCUCUAAAGCUUAGAAAAGGACAUUGUGUACGGAAUAGUCGGGGAAAGAACACGGGUUUUGUAGAGCUAACAUUUUAGUCAACCAUGCGAUGCUAAAAUCAACAUGGGCUCUACAAACACAUUUUUACUACUUCUACUAUUCAAGACUUGCCUCAGCCAAAACCUAUACCACCUUUUCAAAAAAAUCAAUGAAGAAACUGGCAACUUUAGCAAUAUAGCUGCAAAUCUAGCAUGGGAAUCUUCAAUUAACCCUGGCAACCCUGAAUUACCAGCUCGUUCGGCAAUUUACCAGAAAAGCCGAUUAAUAUGGCAACACAAAACGUGUGAUGAACUGGCAACACUGUAUAAUCGUCAGUCGUUGAAUAGCACUCAGGAGAGGCAGUACUAUUUGUUGUGUAGGGGACCGGAAUUUACUUAUGAAGAAACUAGAACUACAAGUAAUCUAUAUGAAGAGCUCCAAUCAAUUUAUUCAGACGCUGAAAUCUGCAUCCCAAGCGAUUCAAACAUAUCUUCCGACAAUUUGACAGCUGUCGAAGACGCCAUCUUGAAUUAUCUGUCAAACGUCAAACAGUUCUUCCGUUAUGAAUAUGGUGAUUCAAAUCUUUUUGCCGCCAAAGUUGUUGUCAACAAAAAUAUUCAAGAGAAUGAGGUGUUAUGUUUGAAAGGCGAAGCAGAUUUUGAAAAAUUGAUGGCAUUUUCGAGGAAUGAGGAGGUUCUGAGGUGGCUGUGGCAAGUUUGGAGGGAAAAAGUUGGGCCUCCAAUGAAGGAACCUUAUAAAAGAUUGGUGGCUAUUGAAAAUAAAGCUUCUAGAAGGAAUGGUUAUCCAGACAUAGGAGCAUCCUGGCGUGAUGAACUGGAAGUACCAAUGCUGCGUCACCUCUGCCGCCAUCUAUACGAAGAGGUGAAGCCUCUGUACAGGCUGCUACAUGGAGUCAUCAGGUUCUAUCUACGAAGGUUUUAUGGUGAUAUCGUGCCGGAAUAUGGGGCUAUACCUGCUCAUUUGUUGGGUAACCUCUGGUCACAGAACUGGGAACCUUUGGCGGAUCUUCUGUUGCCACAAACUAUAGAUUUGGAUGAAAGUAUCAAAAAGCUCAAUUGGACUGUGUUGCACAUGGUAAGAAGAGCAGAAGAUUUCUACCAAUCGAUGGGACUGCCCGCCAUGACAGACAAGUUUUGGCGCGAGUCUGUGUUUGCGCGGGAAAACAGUGACACGCGCUGUCACGGCACUGCGGCAGACAUGUUCCAAGAUGGCGACUUUAGAUUGCUGUACUGUUCUGGAACAUCAAAGGAAGACUUCUACGUGCUUCAUCAUGAACUGGGUCAUAUUCAGUACUACAUGUCUUAUGAACACCAACCACCUAUUUUCAGGCAAGCCAACACAGCACUCCACGAAACUAUAGGAGACACGAUAAUGUAUGGUGUUCUAACACCACAACAUUUGAACAGACUUGGUCUUAUUAACGACUCCUUACUUUAUACAAUGAAUGUAGAACCAACAAACAAUCCUGUAAUUCAAGAUAAUAAUCACAAAGAAUGCAGAAGCGAAAAAGGUGAAGAUUUUGAUACUAAAGAAACUAUAAAAGAUAGCAAAGAAACAUUACUUAACAACAUUAUAGAAGCAAAUAAUAAAGAAGACUAUAAACUUGCUAUAAACAAAUUGAAAGCUCAAGACUAUCUACCAUUUACUAAAGUAAAUGAAAAUUUGAAUGAGCCACCGCCAAACGUUUUUGAAGAUAAAGACAUAACUACGGAUUCAGUGCUUCUUCUAAAAACAGCUUUAAAUAAACUACCACAGAUACCAUUUUCGCUUCUCAUAGAUGAGUAUAGAUGGAAAUAUUUUGAAGGCAGUUUGAGAAAGGAGAAUGGGGAGUUUUGGGCUAUGGCUAGAGAGUUGCAGGGAAUAGCACCGCUUAGUGAGAGAGGGGAGGAGUAUUUUGAUGUCGGAGCUAAGUUUCAUGUUCCUGAUAAUACUCCUUAUAUCAGAUACUUCCUCAGCAGUUUCCUCCAGCACCAGCUCUUCGAGAAGCUAUGUAAAGCAGCCGUGUUCGGGCGUCGCAGCGUGGACGGUGAUGUGCCAGAUAGCAUCAGUCUGACGAGGUGCGAUAUAUACGGGUCGAAGGCUGCUGGCAAGAUUUUGAAGGAUUUCAUGUCACGUGGCCACUCGCAGCACUGGAGAGAAAUUCUGCAACAAACGCUAGGAGAAGACGACAUAUCGGCAGCAGCUCUGAAUCGCUAUUACCGACCAUUGUACGAGUUGUUAGAGAAAUUCGUGCGCGCGCAUCGAGUUCCUAUUGGCUGGUAAACAAAUUGAAAAAAGAAUGUACAACUUUUUGUUUCUUAUAUUUCUAGUCAAUUGUUUUAUUUUCUUUUUAUACGAAGUGUCUGUAAUAAGUUUCAAAUAACGCGAUCGAGAGUACAAAAUUAAAGGAAACGGUAAAUAAGAUUAUUUUUGAAUUUUUUUUUGAAUAUUUUUCUUUAAAUCUUGAAGGUAGAUAAUGUUUUUUUAAGUAUAAUUUCUAGUCAUAUAUUUAUAUCAUUAGCUGUAAGGAUAUACAUACAUAUAUUAUCAUUAAAUAAAUCGAUGUAAAAUAAAACGAAAUUUAAAUUAACAAUAAAUACAAUUUAUUAAAUUAACAUUAUAUAAUGUAUUUUUAUCAACAACGAUUUUUGUCUGCGUUAAUAAAAAAAACCUUAAAAUUAUUUUUAACAAAAAAUAGAAAAAAAUGGUACAAAAUAAAUUAAAAGCAGAAUAACUUACUUCAAGCGCUUUUAAAUUAAUACUUAAUUAAUUUAUUUACAUUUAAAAAAUGGUAGAAAAGGUAAAAAUAUUUUUGUUACGUAUUUAUUUACACAUAGCAGGAUAUUUACAAAAGGUGUUAGAUGUUUUUAAUGCAAUGAGAAUUGAGGAUAGUGUUCUUAUUAUAAUCAACCAUUUUUCUAUACCCACAGCUUAUUUUUGCAAAACUUGCUGGCACUUUGACAAUUAAAUGAUCGUCAAAAAAUGAGUUUAAUAAAAAAAUGCAUAGAAUUUUCGGUAUAAUCUCUCACAAAGAAAAACAUGAUUUUUCCAUAAUUCUACAAAGUCCUUUUAUCCCCAAUCUCCCCACAUCAAACUAAGGCACUAUUCAAUAUGUUA